AAGUCUCAAACUAGUGGGAAUAGUCAAAAUCGCAAAACAUUCCAUCCAGAAAAAUACGUACAUUUACAAUAGCUAUGCUUUCUCCAAGACUGAUUUCUCUUCUCUUCUUCUUCUUUCUGAUCCUCAACCUAACCCUAAUAUCUCAUCACGGCACCAAUGCCCAGCAAAACUUCUUGAAAUUCUUUUGCGGUAACAGCACCGUCGACGAUGAUACCACCAAUAGUACCUUCAAAACCAACUUAAAAUCCCUUUUAUUUAACAUCUCUUCCGACACAAAAAUCGACUAUGGUUUCUACAACUUCUCCUCUGGCCAAAACUCCGACAAAGUCAACGUCAUCGGUCUAUGCCGAGGAGAUGUUAAGGUACAAGAUUGUCGCAGUUGUCUCACAGAUUCAAGAGUUGUUCUUCUCCAAGUUUGUGCCCCUAACGUCAGAGAAGCAAUCGGGUGGUAUGAUAACUGCUUUCUCCGAUACUCCAACCGAACCAUAUUCGGCGUCAUGCAAACACAGCCAUAUUUCUAUCUGUGGAACACACAGGACGCGUUGCAGAAGGACCAGUUCAAGUUUGUGGUGACAGAGCUGAUGAAGUUCUUGAGAGAGAAAGCUGCUGCCGGCGACUCUAUUCGGAAGUUUGCGGCGGCGAACGCGACGGGGCCGAGCAAUCAAACGAUAUACGGUCUUGCACAGUGCACUCCGGACUUGUCGAGCAAGGAUUGCAAUAUUUGCUUGAAUGGGGCAAUCUCUGAAAUUCCAAAAUGUUGCGAUGGAAUGAAAGGUGGAAGAGUGGUAAGACCCAGCUGCAACAUUAGAUAUGAAACCUACAGCUUCUUCGAUCCUGCUGCUUCACAACCUUUCACAUCACCGCCGUUGCCACCAUCUCCUCCGGUAGUUCUAGAUUCCAUACCCAAACAAGGAAAGUGCAACUCAUCCCGAGCUAUAAUUGCCGUGGGAGUCCCAAUUAUUGUGUUGCUGGCAGUGCUUAUCUUUGUGGUCCUACUUAAAGCGAGGAGAGCCAAAAAUAUUGAAACUAAUAAGUCAACAAAUAUUUCAUGUUCUGAGUUAGAGAACGAAGUGCAGAAAGUGAAAGUACAACAAGAACAGAGUAGAUUACAACAGCAACAGAUGAAUGCAGCUUUGGCAUUCCUACUCCAAAACUUUGAGGGUCAGCUGCCAUCUGAGCUUGUUACCACGGUACAAGAUGGUCGAUACAGUGGAAAUCCAGGAGCCAAUAAAACUCAGGCGCCACACUCCAAUAAAGAUAAUUAGCUUAACUGGCAGAUCAAUGGCAGUAUAAAUUUGGCUUAAGUUAUAGUAGUACUAGUAAGGACUUUAACGUAAUUCUAGCCGUUGUAAUGGAAUAUGUAUUUGAGUUUUAUUACUAGAAAAUAUUGCAGAACAUGCACUGGCCAUUUAAACCGAUGCGAAGCUAAAAGCUUCCAAUGUUUAAUUACGGUUCUUGACGUGUGACCA
Molecule: messenger RNA, 1469 nt
Organism: Neltuma alba
Lineage: Eukaryota; Viridiplantae; Streptophyta; Magnoliopsida; Fabales; Fabaceae
Product: cysteine-rich repeat secretory protein 38
Exons: 4
Coding region: 75-1265 (396 amino acids)
Source: RefSeq, a predicted model, not a curated record